Tarenaya hassleriana is the source of this 1865-nucleotide messenger RNA. RefSeq names its product heparanase-like protein 3. Gene Ontology annotation, molecular function: beta-glucuronidase activity. Gene Ontology annotation, cellular component: plant-type cell wall; membrane. Lineage: Eukaryota; Viridiplantae; Streptophyta; Magnoliopsida; Brassicales; Cleomaceae. The record is from RefSeq and is a predicted model, not a curated record. The transcript has 9 exons. The coding region runs from base 83 to 1726 and encodes 547 amino acids.
AAAGACAUAACCUCAGAUCUUGAGGCUUUUGAACCCCCCUUUUGUUUUUUUUUCCUUCACACUAACCCAAAAAAAAUACGAAAUGGGUUCUCGGCGAAUCUGGCAAAUGGGUUUGUUCCUGUGGGUGUUUGUGCUUGCCGGAGUUAUAUGUUCCGGCGAGAGCUCCUCCGUGGAUAGCGGCGUAGGGACGGUGUACGUAGACGGAAGAGCCGCCGUGGGAAGAACCGACAGCGACUUCGUAUGUGCCACGUUGGAUUGGUGGCCGCCGGAGAAAUGCGACUACGGCACUUGUAGUUGGGACCAUGCUUCUCUCCUCAAUCUGGACCUAAGCAACAACAUUCUUCAAAAUGCAAUCAAAGCUUUUGCUCCACUGAAGAUAAGACUGGGAGGGACAUUACAAGACAUCGUCGUAUAUGAGACACCAGAGCUGAAGCAGCCUUGUGUUCCGUUCACUAGGAACUCUUCCGUCCUCUUUGGUUUCACAGAGGGAUGCCUUCCGAUGCGCCGAUGGGACGAGAUCAACGCCUUUUUUCAGAGAACCGGGGCUGAAGUCGUUUUCGGGUUGAAUGCUCUUUCCGGGCGUAAGGUUCAACCAGAUGGGUCUGCAGUCGGAGCCUGGGACUAUACAAAUGCUGAAUCAUUCAUUCGGUAUACGGCGCAGAAAAAUUACACCAUCCAUGGAUGGGAGCUCGGCAAUGAGCUAUGCGGAAACGGGGUCGGGGCAAGAGUUUCGGCCAAUCAGUACGCUCUAGACACCAUAGCUCUCGGAAACAUAGUGAACAGAGUUUACAAAGACGUGAGUUCCAAGCCAAUGGUGAUCGGCCCGGGCGGAUUCUUCGACGCGUCGUGGUUCAAAGAAUACUUGGAUAAAACGGUGAACUCCCUCGACGCUGCAACUCACCACAUCUAUAAUCUCGGUCCAGGAGUUGAUGAUCAUCUGGUGGAGAAGAUCCUCGAUCCUUCUUACCUCGAUGGAGAGGCUAACACGUUUAGGAGCCUCCGGGACGUAAUCAAGAGCUCGCCAACUAAGGCGGCGGCAUGGGUCGGUGAGGCGGGCGGAGCGUAUAACAGCGGCCACAACCUUGUCUCCAAUGCAUUUGUGUAUAGUUUCUGGUACCUGGAUCAGCUCGGUAUGUCGUCGCUCUAUGACACGAAAACGUACUGCAGGCAGUCGCUGGUCGGAGGGAACUAUGGACUGCUCAAUACUACUAACUUCACACCGAAUCCAGACUACUACAGCGCUCUACUCUGGCACCGGCUCAUGGGAAGAAACGCAUUGUUCACAAGCUUUUCGGGCUCGAAAAAGAUACGAUCUUACACACAUUGUGCAAAACAAUCGAAAGGGAUAACGGUUCUACUGAUGAACCUCGACAACACCACAACGGUCCAGGCGAGAGUCGAGUUCAACGGCUCCUCGAUUCUACGCCAUACGGUGCAUCAUAGGCACGGGAGCAAAUCCUCCCGUAAAAGAGCGUUUCCCGGGCUGCCGCGGCCUUGGGUCUCGAAAGGGUUGAUGGGAAGGGAAGAGUACCAUCUAACCCCGAAAGACGGGGAUUUGCACAGCCAGAGCGUGCUGCUCAACGGGAACGUCCUGAGCGUAAGCCCGACCGGCGAAAUGCCUUCCCUCGAGCCGAGAUCCGUGAGCUCGACGGAUCCGAUAACGGUCUCGCCUUUAUCCAUUGUGUUUGUGCACAUGCCGAAUGUGGUCGCACCUGCUUGUAGCUAGGUAUCUGCAGUUGGAACUGAAACCAGUUCCUUUUUUUUUCAGUUAUUUGAUUAGAAAAAAAAAUGGGAGAAAAUAAAAAUUGCAUUGAUUCUGGAGAUUUAAGUAAUAAAAAUUGCCAAAUUGAAAAUAAAAUUUUGGU